CGACUUCGCCAUAAUCGAACAUAUGGAGAGCAAGGACAUCUUUGCGCGACUCGCCGCCGAUGCCAAGGCGUCCAACAACGAAGCCGAUGGGAAUGUCAAUGCAGAUGAUUCGUACCUUGUCGUGAUUGGACCCAAGAACAGCGGCAAGACGUCGCUCGUCCUUUACUUUCUCAACCCAAACAAAGUUGAUGAGCCCAAACCCACGGCAGCCCUGGACUACGUCUACGCUCGUCGCGCCGUGGCUGGCAGCAACAAGAAAGCUGUCGCUCACAUUUGGGAACUGGCCACGACCAAGAAGGUGCUGGAACUGCUCAAAGUCCCUCUGUCGCCCGAGCGGUUGCCCAAGUCAACGCUCAUGCUCGUGCUGGACUUGUCAGUUCCUGGGGACGUCGUGCCGUCGCUGGUGUACUGGAUCGCGCUCGUGCGAAAGCUCGUGGCCGACACCAUCCCCACGUCUUCGUCGGAAGCGCUGGUGCUGGCCAAGUAUGGUGACAAGCAUCCCGACCGCCGCGACGUGUCGCCGGUGGCGGUUCCGCUGUUGAUCGUCGGUGCCAAGUACGAGACGUUCCGGGAUGAGGACAGCGUCAAGCGCAAGGGAUUGAUCCAGGCUGUGCGGUUCAUGGCGCACGCCGUCGGCGCCACGGUGUUGUUUACGUCCGUGAAAGACAAGACCCUCGCCACGCAGUUUCGCGCAGCGUUGAAUGCAGCGUUGUACCGUACCGACGGGAGUGGCAAAUCCACAAAGGAAGUCGACAAAGGGUUGUUUGUGCCAGCAGGAACCGAUUCAUUUGAAGAGAUCGGACUGCCCAAGGGCGCGCGAGUGACAGACUUUGAAGAGUCGAAUCUGGACAAACGCAUCAAGUUGUGGGCCAAAGCCACCGCCGAAUUGUACCCCCCCGUGACCCCCCCGCCAGAAGGAGGAAAGGAAACUGUCGAAGAUGACAAGGAAGAAGCAGACGAAAAGUACCCCGAACCGUCCAUCGACGCCCUCCGCAAACAAAAGCGGGAAGAGUUACGGCGAUACAAGGAAAAGAAGACGGACAAGAAGCCCUCGGCCAAGAAGGACGCCAAGGAGUGACCUGUACUUGAAUACAGUGAGUUUUGGACGGGUCCAUAGAAUCAACUGUGUAGGUGCAGAGUUUGCACAACAUCUAAGUUCAUAUCACACUAUGUACCGGUAGUACUAACUAUGAAUAAUCCAACCAGGGUGAGGCAA
This is a messenger RNA of Aphanomyces astaci, 1216 nucleotides long. RefSeq lists its product as hypothetical. Lineage: Eukaryota; Oomycota; Saprolegniomycetes; Saprolegniales; Verrucalvaceae. Gene Ontology annotation, cellular component: ciliary basal body; axoneme; cytoplasmic dynein complex. The coding region runs from base 23 to 1078 and encodes 351 amino acids. The record is from RefSeq and is a predicted model, not a curated record. Gene Ontology annotation, molecular function: dynein heavy chain binding. The transcript has 7 exons. Gene Ontology annotation, biological process: intraciliary transport involved in cilium assembly; intraciliary retrograde transport.